Messenger RNA from Zophobas morio, 5102 nucleotides. RefSeq lists its product as uncharacterized. The record is from RefSeq and is a predicted model, not a curated record. NCBI's taxonomy places the organism in Eukaryota, Metazoa, Arthropoda, Insecta, Coleoptera, Tenebrionidae. The transcript has 3 exons. Bases 791 to 4063 code for a protein of 1090 amino acids. Gene Ontology annotation, molecular function: protein binding.
GUGACGAUAACUGUCUUUAUCGUAUCAAUAGAUUAGAUACAAAAUUUGUUUAAACCGAACAACGCCCACAGUAACACCGAGUCAACCGUAACUUUGAGUAGUGAAGUUAGAGAUUAUCAAGUUUACAAGUUUAUAACUUCUUGUGAAACAUAUUAGAAGAGAGGAACGUUAAAAACUCAAGUUUGCACAUCCAUCUAUUGAAGAAACAUCAUCAUGGAAGGGAAUGCAACUCCCACAGAAAAGAAUUUUCGGAAAAGGCCUGGGACCACGGAUAAAGGCAAAAAGUAUGAAAAUAUGAUAACUGCUAACAUCAUACUUCAUUUGGUAAGCACCGAUAAAAUAAAAAACUUCUACGUUUCGUCAGACGAUGCAAAUUUUGGGGCAUUCGAUGACGUAGUUAUCGAAAUGGAGACAGACGACCGAAUCCAAAUAAAAGCAGUCCAAUUAAAACACAGCAACAAUCCAGGAAAUUUAGGCAUAAAACGACUAGCAGCUCGACGGAAAAGGAUUUUUCUUAGAACCUUAUGAAGCAACAAUUGACAAUGAUUGUUUGAAUAUUUCUCAAGAUGUAAAUUGUUGCUAUAAAUUUCGCAUUCUAGAAGACGAAUAUGCUGGAGACAGUUUUUCGGAACUUCCACAAUUCAAAGCAUUUUUUGAAAGCUUUAGCCUUUAUCCUAACCAACAAAGUCUGGAAACGCUUGAAAAAUCGACAGCGAAUGACUUCGCGGAGACGUUCUGUUCUGAUCACGAAACCUUCGAAAAAUACCUCAAAGUUAUAACUAAGUGGGAUAUGCAAGAAGGAUCAAAAAACAAAUUAGACAAGAAGACGAUGCAACGUGCAAUUGCACUUUGUCUUCUGUCUCCAUACGUCGAAAAUUUUAGUUUUGGUGAAGUCAACGACGAAGGGAAAAUUCUUCGUGAAGCAAUUUGUCUCUUCGAUAUUACGGUGUUGGAAAACACCGAAUGCGAGGUAAUUAAGCAGUUGUGGGCCGAUUUGGACGAAGAUUUUAGCAUCAAGGAAUUAAACAGAAUCAGAUCAUUUUAUCGUCUUUCUCCUAAUUACAUAUCAAGGGUAGAAGAUAUAGAUGGAAGUGUGCUGGCACAACUUUUGUGGGUGUUGAACAAACGUCCACUCAUCGUGAGAGAAUAUCAAAAUAUUGAAAAAGCUAUUCAACUGUGUCCUGAAGCGAAAUUUGUUGUGCUUGGUGAAGGAAUAUGGAGAGAGUGGAUGAAAGAUCGCUCCGUGUUCCAGAACUUGUUCAGUUUGAAAUCAGAAGAAAAAUUGUACGAAACAGUGAUGCAGGUCUUUACUAUAUCCUUACAAGGGAAAACAGCGCUUUCUCUGAGGGAAGCGUUAGGAGAAAAUGAAGAAUUUUUAAGGAACAUAACUGUAAAUAGUCUUUUAGAAAUGAUACAAAGUCCACGGUCGAUAGACGGGAAAAAGGAAGUUCUUCCUAGUCCUUAUAUCCAGAGGUAUUUAUCGUUAAAUGUUAUAGAUAGUAAAUAUUUAGAACGUGUCAAUCUUAAUACCAUCGUUAUUCUAAAUUGCGCAGAUAGUUCUAAUACAAUAAAAAAACCUAAAGAAAUUAAGUUGACAAAUGUCGACGAUUACUUGAAUGAUCCAGAGUGCAGAAGUUCUGAUACUCCAAUUUUCAUUAUCAAUAAAAACUUAUGUAGCGACUCUGAAUUUGAGGAAAUAUGCUCUAAAACAUCAGAAUCAACAACGGUUCAUUAUUUCAAACUUCUUAGUGAUAACAAUUUAGAAUGGAUCCGAAGCAAAGGCGAUGUCGGAGAAUUGCAAAAUCAUAAAUUAGACAGUCAUUCCAAAGACGAAACCGAAUUUUGGUCUUGCACGUUAAAUAAAAGCAUUAACUUAAUAACAGGAGACCCAGGGAUGGGUAAAAGUAUAUUAAUGAAAAGCUUAAAAAAUCAGUGCUCUUCUAAACAUUGGACAAUAAUUAUAAACCCUCAAGACGUUAAUUUAUUCUUUAAACAAUCAGAAGCGUGUGCAACAUCAGAUUAUAUAAACCUGUUUCAGACAUUCAUCUUCGAGAAAAAACAUGUUUCUCUUGGGCGGUUAGAUAAAGAGUUUUUUAAAAUUUGUUCUGAGCAACUGCGCGUUUACUACGUAUGGGACGCUCUUGAUGAAAUUUCUACUAAAAAUUUAGAACUCGUUUCAGAUUUGAUUGUUCGGUUAUCAAAGGAAGGUUUUACACAGUGCGUUACUAGUAGAAAACACUUGAGAUCUUUUCUUGAAAAAAAAUUUAAUACAUUAUCGUUCAGUAUAAAUCAGUUUAAUGAGCAGGAGCAAGAAGAUUACAUUAGAAAACGUCUCAAUCCUGUUGUUUCGGAAGACAACGUAGAGGAAUCUAUUCGAAAAGUAAAAUCUAGUUUCGCUUCGAUAAAGCAUAUAGACAUUUUAGGAAUUCCUCUGCAAAUAUUUAUGCUCACAGAACUAGUUCUUCAAAAUAGUGAAAAAUAUUUAAAGUUAUUUGGCGGUUCUUGGCUUUUGACUGAUUUAUAUCACUACUUUAUUGAAGAAAAGUUCAAGAUUUUCUAUGAAGGUAAGUUGUGUCUUGAUUCUCAGCAUUUUCAUUUGAAACGUAUUUUUGCCAGAGAUAAAGACAUAACUUUAACGCACUACGAAAAACUCGCAGUUAACCUAAUAUUUACGGACGGCGCAGAUAUCCGUUGUAAAGAAGAUAUAGAUAGUACUUCACACGAUUACGCAUCUAUCGGUAUUAUAACUGGUUUACAAAAUAACACGCCGCUUUUUCUACACGCAUCUUUUGCGGAAUAUUUGGCCGCCGCGCAUUUCUCGAAGAAUUUUGAGGUUAUACCUGGUUAUAAACUUUUUUAUCAAAAAUAUAAUAACGUACGAUUUUUCUUUGAUAUGUUGUUGGCAAAAAACUCACCGGCUCACAUCGCAGUCUUGUACAGGAACUUUGAUGCUCUAAAGAGUUAUGACGACAAAAUAUUGAAAAGUAAAGAUGACGCUGGAAGAAAUGCUUUACAUUUGAUUUGUUCGUGGGGAAAAAGACAUUCGCGCCUAAAAGUAAAAAGUUCUAGAAUAAAUAGUAAUUUUUCUUUCUUCUUCUCCAAAAGAACACUUAAUGUAAGAUACAUACUUGAAGACUAUCUAUUUCUGGGAGGGCAACUGGACACAAGAGAAUAUCAAGAUGGGGUGUUACACUUGUUGAAUGAAUGUGGGACUGAAGAACCGGAUGUGGUUUUUAAAAUGACCCCGUUGUUAUAUGCUCGAAUUAGCGAAAGUUUAGGAGCGGAACUAGAAUUGUUACAAUCUCAGCAAUGUCACAACGGAAUGAGUUGUACAAUGUACAAUCAUUGGGAUAGAAUUAAUAUUUUAUUUUACUCUAGUGUGUUUGGUUACAACCACGCAAUUAAAACUGUUUUUAAUACAACGUUAAGUACUUCUUAUGACGAAAUAAAUUUUAGCUGCGAACAGUCUGGAUUCACCGCUCUUGUAAUAGCGUCCUUUAACGGACACAAAUCAGUCGUUGAAAGUUUGUUGCAACACAGGACCGAAAGCAAUCGUGCUAAUAUAUAUGGUAGGACACAGUUUUAUCUAGCUUCCGUGAAUGGCCACCAAAGAAUUGUCGAAUGUUUAGUUAGAUCCGGUGUCGACAUCAAUCUUUCUUGUGUACGUGGUCUGACACCGCUUUACGUAGCUUCCGAAAAAGGCCACGAAAAAAUUGUGGAAUGCUUAGUGAAAUGGGGUGCCGAAGUUAAUUGCACUAUUGAAAAAGGUAUGACACCGCUUCACGUAGCUUCUAUCAACGACCACGAGAAAACUGUCGAAUGCCUGGUGAAUAUGGGUGCCAAAAUCAAUUGCGUUAAUCAAUAUGGUCGGACACCGCUUAUGGAAGCUGCCUCCUACGGCCAGGAAAACACUGUCCAAUGCUUACUGAAAUAUGGAGCCGACAUUAAUUACGUUGAUUAUGCAGGUUGGACAGCACUUGACUUAGCUUUCAGUGUUUUCACAAACAGCCAUAAAAGAAUUGUGGAAUUUUUAGUGGAAUGCGGAUUCAAAAUCAAUCGUUGAACACAAAGCCCAGUUAAAUUUUAUUAAAUUUUUUUUAUUAUUUAUUAAAACCCACCACUGACCCGGAAAUGACCGGCAUUCAGGCAAGACUUCUAUCAUUACGGGUGUUAAGACCAAGUAAUGAUAUGCAUUGAUUAGAUUAACAAAACAACUUUCGAGAUUCUAGAAUUAGAGCAUCCAAAAUAAUUAGUCUGAUAUUAUUCUCUAAUCUUACCCCAUCCCCAAAAGUCUAGCGUAACUACCAAUCAUUUAUCCGCGCAUCACUUGGAAAGUGACCUACACUACUCUGACCUACUGGUGCUAAUCUAAUCUGACUGACAUGAUCAGACUGUUCGAGAAACUUACGAACAAUAUGACAUGUUCCUAACAAAACAGUUUUUUGAAUUUUGACAAUUAUUGAAUCAUUCAAAUGCAAAGACUUUAAAUUCUCAACUAAGCUAUUUGGGACUACACCUACAUUGGAGAUAACUAGGGGUAGAAUUGAAAUUUUUAAUUGUUAUUGUUAUCCAUUACUUACAUCCUUACAUUAUUAGCGUUCGAAACUUCAGUGUACCUACUUAAUUUCGUUAGAAAAAUUUUUUCAGUUGGUAGAUAUAAACUUUUCGUAAAAUUAGAACUAUCUGCCGUAAUCAAAGUUGACUAUUAUGUUUCACAAAUUGAAACAUAACGCUUACAAACAACGGAGAUAUAAAGAAACCAGUGAUAUUUUGAAAAUUUUUCAUGUCUUUAAUUACCAAUGAAAUUACCAAAAUUUUAUACAGUAAUUUCAAGAGUAACUUCACACUUUAUCAAAGACAAGAAAAAUAUUAUCAUAUAUUUAGUUCACUAUUAUUUGAAUAUUCUUUAAUUGUCGGGUAUUUAACUGGUUAUACCAGGUAUAUAAUUGUAGUGUUUGGUUAAUUAUUUAGUUAUUUAUUUUAUUCUUAUUUUUACUAUUUUAUGUUUCGUCAUUGUUCAGUCAUUAUUAUUUAUGUAUCUGUUUAAUAGGGCCAGUUAAUGUAAAAUUAAUUUCUGUUUCCGUUGCUCCGUUGAUGACUAG